Molecule: messenger RNA, 519 nt
Organism: Dermacentor albipictus
Lineage: Eukaryota; Metazoa; Arthropoda; Arachnida; Ixodida; Ixodidae
Source: RefSeq, a predicted model, not a curated record
AUGGAUAACUCCGCAACAUACGAGGUCAGCCUGCUCAGUGCUAUACACGUGUUAGGGCGAGCAUGGGAUCGUGUGAAGCAAGAAACAAUCGCAAACUGCUUCAGGGCUUGCGGUUUUGUGGAAGCUUCUUCAGAGGAUGCCUCUGCAAUUUCAUCGGAAGAAGCAUCAACAAGCGAGCUUGACGGCACUGAUUUUGGUGAUGUUCUCGGGGACAUCAAUUUUGAAGAUUACGUCGCCGUAGACAAGGUAGUCGAAACGAGCGGUGCGCUGACGGAUAACAAAAUUGUGGAGAUUAUUCGGCCCCAGGAAGCGACCCGGGAAAACGACGAUGACGUUGAAGACGAUCCGCAACCUAAGGCUGCUGAUGUAGCUGCGGGCCGUGCUCUCGCGGAGCACUUCUUUGCUGCUGAAGGUAAUGCGGAACAAGCCUUCCGCCACAUCUACAGCCUGCAGAACUUGCUUUCAGCAACGCGAUCCGGCAAGAAGAAGCAGAGCAAGAUGAACGACUAUUUUUCUUAG